AUCAUGAAUUCUUAAAAUCCUUAUUAACAUUUACUUGAUCCUAAUAUCCCAAUUCCAACUAAUGAAUAAAUAUAAUAGGCAAAUUCUCAAUAAUAAUAUCAUUAACAUCUCUAAGGUAACUCUAAUUUGGUUCAAUCUAAUAUGGUCAAUAGUAAUCUUUAAUAACCCACUCAAAGUAAGAUCAAUGAAUAUAAAUAAUAUAAAGAGAAGAAUAAAUAAGAUGUAAUAAUACUGAUAAUAAUUAAUAGAUGACAACAAGUGUCCUAAGCUUGAAUGGAUUUUAUAAAGAGUAAAUGGAAGGAUAUAAUUUUGAUUAUACAAAAUCUGAUCAUCCAACUGUAGCUUUGUUCCAUUUUGCUAUUAAAGGGUUUGCACUAGCAGUUUAUUUAUUUGGAGGGUUAUUCAUUAGGGAAGCGUAUUAUUAAAUCAUCUAUAAUAGUUGGACUCUUCCUGAAAUUAUUAUUGUUAUAGGAGCUGUGGAUUUUUGGGUGACAAAGAACAUCACUGGUAGAUUAUUAGUAGGAUUAAGAUGGUGGGAAGAAAUUGAUGAAGCUUCAGGAGAAUAAAUUUGGGUUUUUGAAACUAGAGUAAAUGAAAAUCAAGUAAGUUAAGUUAAUUCCUUUAUUUUCUGGGCUACAUUAGUACUUACGAUAUUAGCUUGGGGAUUUUUGGGAGUUGUCAAUGUAAUUGGUCUACAUAUAUUAAAUGUAAUUAAUUAUUACUAUUCUAAAUUUAGUUAACUGGCAUUUCAUUUUAAUUGACAAUUCAAACAAUAAAUUUUUAUUUCUUUUUCUAGUGUUCUAGAGGUAUUUAAUAUUAUUUAAUAAUAUUUUUAGUUGCUAAAUAGAGAGCAAAAUAAUUAGCGAAAGUAUUGGGAGGUGAAAUUAUUAAUAAAAUGAUGAACCAAUCAGUAAUUUGGCCUAUGAGAGUUCCUAAAUAAAAAGGGUUGUGAUUUAUUUAUAGAUGUUUUGUUAUUUAAUUUUAUAAUUUAUUUUUAUGUAAAGACCAUCAACCAGCAUAACAUCAUCAUAAUAAUAAUCUAAACUUUAUGAUAGUAGUAGUACUUCUUUCAGAAUAAAAGAAAACAAGAAAAACAGGUGAGAAUUAUAACGAUUAGAAAUAGGUAAAUGCCUUAAUAAAUGCUGUAUGAUAAGGAGGGAUUGUAUGAAGAGAAUUUGAAGUUGAAAAAAGAAUUACAAUAAGUAAAGUUUGAAUUGAAGAAAGAGAGAUAAGAACAUUCAAAUUUUGAGAAACAAGUGAUGAAAACUAAUGAAACUUAAAAAGAUGUAAAUAUGUGAUGAUUUAGACAGUUUCAAGUAAUUUUGUCAUAGAGAUAAAGAAUAAAAGAGUAGGAUAAGUAAAUCAAGGAACUUGAGGACUAAGUUUUUAAAUUGAAACGGAAUCCUGAAAGGACAAAGAACAAAGAAUUAGAAGCUGAGUUAGAAGAAUAAAAAGAUGCUUAUCAAAAGUUACAAUUGUACAUUAGUAGUAAAUGUAUUCAAGAUGCAAAUGAAACUGUCAUGAUAAAUUAAUCAUUAAAGGAUCAAAUUCAAAUUAAUUUAGUUUAAGCAUAUAAACAAGAUAACUUAAAUUUGUCUUAAAUGAUUCUUAAUUUAUAAUAAGAAAAUAGUAAUUUACAAUAAAAUCUUUUAUCACUCAAGAAUGAUAAAGAUAGAUUGAAUAGCAGGUUGAAAGAAUUAGAGAAAUAAUUUGAUUCUCUUAAUAAACAUAUGAUGUAUAUGAGAUAAGAAAUGUAAAAUACUAAAAAAUAAACUCCAUCAGAAGAUUACCUAAAAAAAAUAGAUGAAUUGUAAUAGUAAAUCUAGAAUCAAACAAAAUAAUUAUAAUCAAAUAAAAAACUUAUUGAAGAAUUAGAAUAAAAAAAUGGAGAGUUGCAACACAAUUAUGAUGUAUUUAAGUCUAUGGAAUCUAAAGAAAAGGAAAAAUUAUAAGAUAGAAUUAAUAUGCUCAAAAAAUAAAUUGAAGAAUUGAAUUAAAGAAGAGAUGAUUAAGAGCAAUCAUAAGAAGGUUCACUCUAGUCUAUAGGACUAAAAUAAGCUAUGACAAUUUAUGGAAGUCCUAGAAGUAAUAAUAGUCCUUAGAAAUUGUAAUUGUAAUUGUAAUUACCUGUUACAAAUAAAAAACAGUGCUUAAAAGUUAAUUCAUAUGACAUCAAAGAAUUAGUCAGCAAUUUAAAAAUUAAAUUGUUGAGUAAUAAUAUUGAUUACGAAACAUAAGAAUAAAUUUUAUGUGAUGAUGAUGAUGAAUUUUUAACUCUAGAAGAAACAUAAUUACGUUUAUAGAAAACACCUUUUGAAUUAAAUGAGGAUUAAUCUAGUAUAUUAGCUAGAUAUUUGAUUGAAGAUAAUACAGAGGACCAUAUUCUCUAUGAUAAAUAAAGAACUUAAACAAAAGUUAUCAUUAAAUCUGUGUAUAAAAAAUUGUUAGGGGAAUAUAAUUUAUUUGAAGAAUUAGAGAAAUAAUAAAUAUAUGAAUACUUUUGUUAAUUGUUUCAUAAAUAUAAUUAAGGAAUUGAAUCUGCAAUAAAACAAUUGAAUAUAAAAAAAAAGGAUUUGCCAAAUAAUUAAUGUUUAUAUGAAGAUUUUAAUGUAAUACCAAAUAUGUAAUAUAGGAAGCAUUAAAAUAUUGUGAUAUUCUUUUGACUUCGAGGUAGAGACUUUAUUUAGAAUUAGAAAUAUUUUCUGAUUCUAAGUAAUUACAACGAUUUAAUUUUUAGACUCUAUUUUAAAAGUUUAAAUUAAAGGUUUCUGAUUUAGAUAAUAGUAUUAAUUGAAUUAAUUUUUUAUUUUAAGUUAUGGACCCAACUAUAAUAGAAUCAAUAAAAUAACUUCCUUCAAAAUAAUAAACUACAGCAAUAGCAAUCUAGUAUCACCUUAACGGAUGGGAAGAAUCAAAGAAAUAAGUUUUUAAGAAACUAAUUCAAUUACAAACAGAGUAUUUAAAGAGUGUUAUUCCUUUAUAAAAUGAAAUUAAUGCUAUUAUUAAAGGUCUUAGAGCUCCAACAGAAGAUGAAAUUAAAGAUGCAAAUACAUAUUAAAUUGAAGUUAGAAAUAUUGAUGCAUCUCCUCUUCAGAAUUAUUGGGGAUAAGUUUUAAUGAAUAAUAAUUUGACAAAAAAAAUAAUAUCUGAAGCAGACAAAGAAAUAUUUAAACAUCUUUUGUCAGUAAGUAUUGAAUUAGGAGAAAAUGGAAUAGAUUUUACAAUAAAAUUCGAAUUUGAAGAAAAUUAACAUUUUCAGGCAUGUAUUUUAACUAAAGCAUAUAUUUUUGAAGAUUCUGAUAAUGAAUUACCAACCAAAUUAAAAGGAUCAUAAAUUAAAUGGAAAGAAGGUUAAAACAUUACUAAAAAGAUUGUUAAAAGAAAAUAAAAAAAUAAAAAAACUGGAUAAACAAGAGAAAUUUAUAAAGAAGAAAAAGCCCCUAGUUUUUUUCAUUUCUUCGAAGAUGUUGAAUAGAUCAAUAAUAAAAAAGAAAAAAAUUAAAGAAAAUAAUUUGACUAUGAAUUGGGAUCAGAAUUUUUAAAUUAAAUUAUUCCUAAAGCCUUAUUUAAUUACUUAAAAUUAAAUGUAGAUGAUGAAUAAGAAAAUUGUGAAAAUGAUUAUAAUGAAAUCUGA
Paramecium sonneborni is the source of this 3634-nucleotide messenger RNA. Lineage: Eukaryota; Ciliophora; Oligohymenophorea; Peniculida; Parameciidae. The record is from the annotation of a GenBank genome assembly.